Saccostrea echinata is the source of this 881-nucleotide messenger RNA. RefSeq names its product serine/arginine-rich splicing factor 2-like. Lineage: Eukaryota; Metazoa; Mollusca; Bivalvia; Ostreida; Ostreidae. The transcript is spliced from 2 exons. The record is from RefSeq and is a predicted model, not a curated record. Bases 54 to 605 code for a protein of 183 amino acids. Gene Ontology annotation, molecular function: RNA binding.
ACGCUGGUUGGAGAAAGGGAGUCGCCAUUUUACGCUAAGAAAACGUUUCAAAAAUGAGUUACGGAAGAGGCCCACCAGAAAUUGAUGGCAUGACCUCAUUGAAGGUUGACAAUUUGACAUACAGAACAACACCAGAAGAUUUGCGACGGGCAUUUGACAAAUAUGGAGAUGUAGGUGAUGUAUACAUUCCGCGGGACCGAUUCACAAGAGAAAGCAGGGGAUUUGCCUUUGUCAGAUUCUAUGACAAAAGGGAUGCCGAGGAUGCCCUGGACUCUAUGGAUGGCGCAAUCAUGGACGGCCGAGAAUUGAGGGUGCAGAUGGCGAGGUAUGGACGCCCAAGUGAACCGUACAGACGGGGACCACCAAGACGCAGUAGUGGUUACAGAUCAAGAUACAGGUCAAGAUCUAGAUCACGUUCCAGAUCUAGACGGAGAUCCAGUUCUCGAUCCAGGCGCAGGAACAGGCGUUCUAGAAGCAGAUCAUACAGUAGAUCAAGAUCCAGAAGCAGGAGCAACAGCAAAAGCCCAAGCAGAAGUCGAUCACGAAGCAAGUCAGGAUCCCGCUCUCCAGACAGAAAUGAUGAAGGCCAGCGGGAGGAAGAUUGAGGACCAGCAUUGUAAAACACGAAAACUUUACAUCUUGACUGAGACUUGUGCAGUUUCUCUUUCUAGAUACUCCUGUGCAAAAGGUUAAUACUUGCCACUGAAUCAUUUGCACUAAACUUGUCAGACUUGUCCUCAUCAUUUCAUUUGAAUAAGUGGCAAAAAUGGUAUCAUUUAUUUAGUGUUGAACAUUGGACUAUGAAAUGUUUUAUGGAUCAUUUACAAUUUUAACUUUUCAUUUCAUGUCAUGUAAAUAAAUGUCUAUUUUGAUGGUUUUAA